This is a messenger RNA of Cucumis melo (muskmelon), 2598 nucleotides long. Its product is annotated as isomultiflorenol synthase. The transcript has 15 exons. Gene Ontology annotation, cellular component: lipid droplet. The record is from RefSeq and is a predicted model, not a curated record. NCBI's taxonomy places the organism in Eukaryota, Viridiplantae, Streptophyta, Magnoliopsida, Cucurbitales, Cucurbitaceae. Gene Ontology annotation, biological process: triterpenoid biosynthetic process. The coding region runs from base 136 to 2424 and encodes 762 amino acids. Gene Ontology annotation, molecular function: beta-amyrin synthase activity.
GAGAUAGUGGAGAAAGAUAUUUGAAGUGAUUGAAGUUGAGAAUUUGAUAAGGUUCUAAGGGUUUUUCAUUUCUUUCUUUCUUUCUCUCUUCUGGUUGAAGCAGCUCCAAAAUUUAGGUUUGAUAUAUCCACCAAUAUGUGGAGGUUAAAGGUGGCCGAUGGCGGAAACGAUCCUUACAUCUAUUCUAUGAACAACUUUGUCGGAAGGCAAAUAUGGGAAUUCGACCCAAACGCUGGCACUCCUGAAGAACGAGCAGAAGUUGAACGUAUUCAGAACGAAUUCACUGCAAAUCGUUUCAAGGGUUUUCCUAGCGCUGACUUGCUUUGGCGUCUCCAGCUUUUGAGAGAGAAAAACUUCAAACAAAGCAUACCAGCGGUGAAGAUCGAAGAAGGAGAAGAAGUAAGUUACGAAAAGGCAUGGGAUGCAAUGAGAAGAGGGGCGCACUUCUUAGCGGCCAUACAAGCGAGUGAUGGGCAUUGGCCCAGUGAGACAUCCGGCCCAUUGUUCUACAACUGUCCAUUGUUAAUUUGCAUGUACAUAAUGGGCUUUUUGGAUGCCGCUUUCCCUCCCGAGCAUAAGAAAGAAAUGAAACGUUACAUUUACAAUCAUCAGAACGAAGAUGGUGGAUGGGGGUUACACGUAGGUGGUCACAGUAAUAUGUUUUGCACUACCUUUAAUUACAUCUCUUUACGUCUACUUGGCGAAGGACCUGAUGUUGAGCCAGUUGCUAGAGGUAGAAAUUGGGUUCAUGAACAUGGAGGUGUUACCUCAAUUCUUUCGUGGGGAAAGACGUGGCUCUCGAUAUUGAACGUGUUCGAUUGGUCUGCAAGUAAUCCCAUGCCUCCCGAAUAUUGGAUGUUUCCCACUUGGGUCCCCAUUCAUCCAUCAAACAUGAUGUGCUACACUCGAAUCACCUACAUGCCCAUGUCUUAUUUGUAUGGAAAAAGGUUUCAAGCUCCUUUAACGCCUCUUGUUUUACAAUUAAGAGAAGAACUUCACACCGAACCCUACGACAAAAUUAAUUGGAAAAAAGUUCGCCACAUGUGUGCUACGGAAGACUUAUACUUUCCACAUCCCUUUGUUCAAGACUUGCUUUGGGAUACUCUUUAUUUGUUGAGUGAGCCAUUGAUGACUCGAUGGCCUUUUAACAAAUUGAUUCGCCAAAAAGCCCUCGAUGAUACUAUGAGACAUAUUCAUUACGAGGAUGAAAAUAGUCGUUACAUUACCAUUGGUUGCGUCGAAAAGCCAUUGUGCAUGCUUGCUUGUUGGGUUGAAGAUCCAAAUAGUGACUAUGUGAAGAAGCACUUUGCAAGAAUUCCAGACUAUUUAUGGAUGGCUGAAGAUGGAAUGAAAAUGCAAAGUUUUGGUAGCCAAUCAUGGGAUGCUGCUUUAGCCAUGCAAGCUCUUCUUGCUUGUAAUAUUCCCCAAGAAAUUGACUCUGCACUCAACACUGGCCAUGGAUUCAUCAAGAACUCCCAGGUUAGAAACAAUCCUCCUGGUGAUUACAAAAGUAUGUUUCGGUAUAUGUCUAAAGGAGCUUGGACCUUUUCUGAUUGUGAUCAUGGAUGGCAAGUUUCUGAUUGCACUGCCGAGAACUUGAAGUGUUGUCUACUACUAUCGUUACUACCACCUGAAAUGGUCGGUGAGAAGAUGGAACCUGAGCGUUUCUAUGAUGCUGUUAAUGUCAUCCUGAACAUGCAAAGCAAAAACGGUGGUUUACCAGCUUGGGAGCCAGCCUCAAGAUACUAUUGGAUGGAGUGGUUGAAUCCAGUGGAAUUUCUCGAAGACCUAAUCAUCGAGCACCAGCACGUGGAGUGCACGUCCUCAGCGUUACAAGCCAUAUUACUAUUUAGGAAACAAUACCCCGGACAUAGAAGGAAAGAGAUCAAUAAUUUCAUCAACAAAGCAGUUCAAUUUCUUCAAGACAUUCAAUUGCCUGAUGGUUCUUGGUAUGGAAAUUGGGGGAUUUGCUAUACUUAUGGAACUUGGUUUGCACUUAAGGCAUUGUCAAUGGCAGGGAAGACCUAUGAAAAUUGUGAAGCACUUAGGAAAGGAGCCAAUUUUCUAAUAAAGAUACAAAAUCCAGAAGGAGGGUUUGGAGAGAGCUACUUGUCGUGUCCUUACAAGAGAUAUAUACCGUUGGAUGGAAAAAGAUCAAAUUUGGUGCAAACGGCAUGGGGUUUGAUGGGUUUGAUAAGUUCUGGACAGGCAAGUGUAGACCCCACUCCUAUUCACAAGGCUGCCAAGUUUCUCAUCAAUUCUCAAUUAGAAGACGGCGAUUUUCCACAAGAGGAAAUUACGGGAGAAUUCUUCAAAAAUUGCACAUUACACUUUGCAGCAUUUAGAGAAGUAUUUCCAGUGAUGGCAUUAGGAGAAUAUUGUAACAAAGUUCCAUUGCCUUCCAAGAAAAAACAAGAAAUUUAAUACUUAAAUUAACCCUACAAAAAUAUUAUUGUUAUUAUAUAUCCAUAAAAAUGGAGACUUAGAAAAGAAGAAGAAGAUAAUUUUUCUUAUUUUUCUGGUAAAAGAUCACAUGUAAUAUAAUAACUAAACAAAGGUUGAUGCUAAUUGUACUUAAAAAGCACAACUUUUUAGUUA